AUGGUCAACUGGAAAAAGUGCUUACCUCACUUGAGGGUUUUACCUGAAGACGAGUUUUUAAGAGAAAGCCUUGAGGCAACUGCUCCCAGUGUUUCAGAACUGGAGGAGGAAAGGCAUUCUGUAACGGACAAGGAUGCCAGCGACAAAAAUGCUUCUGCUAUCAACAGCAGCUCAGACGUCAUCGAUGUUGAGGAUGGUCAGUCCAUAGCUUACAACAAGUUGAAGAAAAACACUCCCUACGAAUUGAGAAACGAAUCCAACAGACCUUGGUGGAAGUUUUUCGACGAGUACGAGUACAGAUUGAACAAAGAAUAUCGGAAGUCCAGGAAGUGGUACGAGUUCCUGUAUCCUAACCACACCACCCAAUCGCCAAGCGAGAGGAGACUUCUUUACAAACUCGACAUCAUGAUUGCAUUCUACUUCUUCAUGCUUUCUUGGUCCAAGUCAGUCGAUUCGAACAACUACACCAACGCGUACGUGUCUAAUAUGAAGGAAGAUUUGAAAAUGAAGGGGAACGAUUACAUCCACACCAGUACUAUCUCGAACGUCGGAGCCAUUGUGUUUCAACUACCCUUCAUGUACUUGUUGCCUCGUUUCCCAGCUCAUUUACUACUUCCUGUUAUGGAUUUAGGCUGGACCUGGUUCACGUUCGCUUGUUAUAGAGUCAAAACUUUGCACGAGCUUCAAGGUUAUCGUUUUAUCCUGAAUGCCUUUGGUGCUGCAUACUACCCAGUUUCGCAGUACAUCAUGGGCUGUUGGUAUGCACCAGAUGAAAUUAGUUCAAGAGUUUGCCUAUUCUUCUGUGGUAAUCUCCUUGGUGGAGUUACAUCUGGUCUUUUGCAAGGUCGUAUUUUCAAAAGUUUGGACGGUGUUCACGGUCUUGCUGGCUGGAGGUGGAUGUUUUUGAUCGACGCGAUCGCUAUUUCUCUCCCAACUGCUAUCCUUGGUUUCUUUGUUAUUCCCGGCAUCCCAUCCAAGUGCUAUUCAUUGUUUUUGACUGAUGAGGAGAUUAGAAUUGCUAGAAUUAGAAACAAAAGAAACCAAAUCAACGACGGUGUUGACAAAUCGAAGUUGAAACCACUAUGGAAUCGGUCUCUAUGGAAAAAAGUAUUCUGCAACCCAACAUUCUGGGUACUUGGGAUUUUUGAUGUGUGCUCGUGGAACAAUAUGACUGCAUUCAGUGGAUCUUACGCUUUAUGGUUGAAGGCAAAUAAAAAAUAUUCCAUUGUACAGGUGAAUAAUCUAAGUGUCUUACCGGCCUGCCUAGGGUUUGCAUAUGUUUUCUUUUGUGCAUUUGGUGCCGACCUUUUCAGGUGUAAAUGGUUCUUUAUGGUCUUUGCAGCGAUCAUGAACACUGCAUCCUGUGCCAUUCUAAUCAAAUGGAAUGUGAAUUCGAAGGCAAAAUGGUACGCGUUCCUAACAACGUAUUUCAGUGUUGCUGCGUCGCCAUGUCUGUGGUCGUUUAUUAAUGACUUCUUAAGAUUUGACCCGCAAGUGAAGGCCAUCACUUGGAUUGCAAUUUACUCCUUCUCACAGUCUACCAAUGCAUGGAUCCCCAAUUUAGCAUGGCAAACUACAGAAUCUCCCAAGUUCCAUACUGGUUACACUGUGAGUUUAAUAUUUGGUGUGAUCUACGGUCUUUGGACCUUUGUUGUUUUGUUCUUCUACAAGAAGAACGAGAAGAAGCACGCUCUAGGGAAUGGAAUCAUCCUAUACAACGAGGAAAAAGGCGAGACUCCACCUGCGUUUAUUGAAACUGACUUGGAAUUGAGAAGCGACGGGUAUUAUUACGUACGCUGA
Messenger RNA from Huiozyma naganishii CBS 8797, 1800 nucleotides. RefSeq names its product Vht1p (gene VHT1). Gene Ontology annotation, molecular function: transmembrane transporter activity. The record is from RefSeq and is a predicted model, not a curated record. Gene Ontology annotation, biological process: transmembrane transport. NCBI's taxonomy places the organism in Eukaryota, Fungi, Ascomycota, Saccharomycetes, Saccharomycetales, Saccharomycetaceae. Gene Ontology annotation, cellular component: membrane. The transcript has a single exon. Bases 1 to 1800 code for a protein of 599 amino acids.